GUUGAAGUGGUUGCGAAUAAGCAUAAAUGAUUUCAAGUGAAAACCAUUCGAUUCGUUGUGGCGUCCGCCAGAAAAUCAACUGUUGUACUUCAUGACGCCACGUGCUUGGUCUUGGCGCAUCUGACAAAUGCACGACGGCGACAUGCGUGGAAGCUAUGUGAACGUCACCGAAGUCCGAGUAGAAACAGUCGCGUUCCGACGUUAAUUUGAUCCUCACUAACCUCUCUACUCACUACACACUCAACAGCUCAUCGUGACCCCAGUAGAUGCAGUUCUAGUCGCACCAAUGGAUACCUCCACACCCGCCGACGACAUCACGCUCACGCUCACGCAUCACGGCAGCCCCAUAACCUUCACCUUCGCGCAAGAUGCCACCGUCGCCGAUCUCUCAGAACGCGUCGCCUCUGAACUUUCAAUACCUGCCUUGAACCAGAAGUUCCUCGUCUCUCCCAAAACCGGCCUCCUGAAGCCGCCGUUCAAAGACGCCACACUCCCGCUAUCUUCCUUGCAGGGAAAGAAGAUAAACCUUAUGGGAAGCACAAUCGCCGAGGUCACAUCCCUCAACGACUCUAUAUCCAAAGCCGCUGCGCCGCGCCGCCCAGGCCCAAUAAAAGCCGCGACACCCGCGCGAAAUCGCGACUGGAAGAAAGUGCAGGAGGAAGCGCAGUACACAUUCCACACACUGCGGCCGCUGCCGUAUCUCCCGAAUCCAGACCGCAGUCUGCGGUUCUUGGAGCGGCUGCGGGAUGACGCAGGCAUCAAAGCCGCGAUGCGGACGCACAAGUUCAGCGUACCGCUGUUGACGGAGAUGGAUCCCGCCAUGCACACCACACAUGAGUCGCGAACGCUGGGCUUGAACAGGAACCAGGGCGAAGUCAUCGAGCUGCGGUUACGGACGGAUGCGUAUGAUGGGUAUAGGGAUUACAAGACGAUACGCAAGACGCUAUGCCAUGAGCUAGCGCAUAACGUGUGGGGCCCCCACGAUAGGAAUUUCUGGGAGCUGUGCAAGCAGAUUGAACGAGAGGUUGAUCGGGACGACUGGACGAGGGGCGGGCAUAGUGUCGGGAAUCAGGAGUAUGCGGAAGGGUAUGAGGAAGAGGUGUAUGAUCAUGGGGGGUGGACCGGCGGGGAGUUUGUGCUGGGUGGGAGUGCGGGAGGGGGUGGAGGCGAGACGGUGGUUAAUAGUGCGGGAGGGACUGUGCAAGCAGGGAAUCUGAGUAGGAGGGAGAUAUUGGCGAAGGCAGCGGAGGAGCGGAUGAAGAGGGCGAGGCAGGCUGAGGAGGGGAGUAGGGGGAGUGGGGAGGCGCCUUCAUGAGGAGAUGUUAUUUCCUGUUCUUGACCCCAGGGAUGGUACGCUUACGACGAUAGCAUACACCACGGCGGUGAUGUGUUCAGGGGUCAUGGCCGAACUAUAAUGUAAUCUAGCAUCACAAGAACAAGCGUCCACGAUCACUGCGUUGACGACAAGUACGAUGCUAAAAUCUGGCAGGUGCGACUGGCUAGCUUAAGCCUCUAUGGGCAGUCCCCUUGACCUUAGCAGUCCAUCAAUCUGGGCCUAGAUCUCACUACGACUAGACCACAUUAUCCCACUAUCUUCUCAGGCUGCGUGGGAAAGACAGUACGCACCAAUGUUUGUUUGAUUGUACUGACAUCGGUU
This is a messenger RNA of Paraphaeosphaeria sporulosa, 1657 nucleotides long. RefSeq names its product zinc metallo protein-like proteinase. Bases 287 to 1315 code for a protein of 342 amino acids. The record is from RefSeq and is a predicted model, not a curated record. Gene Ontology annotation, molecular function: proteasome binding. The transcript has a single exon. NCBI's taxonomy places the organism in Eukaryota, Fungi, Ascomycota, Dothideomycetes, Pleosporales, Didymosphaeriaceae.